Messenger RNA from Trachymyrmex septentrionalis, 745 nucleotides. RefSeq names its product protein Tube (gene tub). The record is from RefSeq and is a predicted model, not a curated record. The coding region runs from base 125 to 709 and encodes 194 amino acids. NCBI's taxonomy places the organism in Eukaryota, Metazoa, Arthropoda, Insecta, Hymenoptera, Formicidae. The transcript has 3 exons.
UGUGGUUGAGCCUACUCGUCUACUGAAUGCGACCAUUUAUAGUAAAUAUUCGAAAAUAACCUUUAUAAUUAUUAAAAAAAUUGAAAAUUUGUUUUAUAAUAUUGUUUAUAUAUUAUCUCUAAAAAUGUCUUAUAAAGCACAUUUGGAUAUGGAAAUACGAAAAUUAAGGCCCGCUGAGUUAUAUACUUUAGCAAGUAUAUUAAGCAUUUCUGAUUCGUGGAAGAAACUAAUGUCUAUUGUGCUCAAAGAAGGAAAUGUUCCUAAAUUUAGUAGUGAUCAUAUCAGCAUCAUUGAACAAAUGGCAAAUAGUGAUAAACGCAACGCAGCUCAAAUAUUUUUGGAUGAGUGGGGUACUAUGGAGAAAAGGAGACCAACAUUAAAAUUAUUACAAGAACUUCUUAUAAAAGCAGAGCUAUUUAGAGCUGCUGAUUUUGUGGCAUGUGAUAUAUUAAAACAGGAAAAACCAAAGAGGCCAGAUUAUGGUCCAGCUCAUUCUAUUGAUACAAGUGAUACAGUUAUAAAUAAACUACUAGAUAAUCAAAUGCUUCCACAGGAUACAUUUGCUAAUCGUACGAUAUUAAAACCAACAUCAGAGAUUAAUAGAAUAUGUUCCUCUGAAGAACCUGCAGCUGUACAGGCAAUGCAAAAUUACAGAUGCGAAGAAUUAUCAUCUGAAGAACUGCCAGUAGUUCUUAACAACUAUAAAUAACUUGCAAAAGCAGUGCUUAAUGUUUAUUUAUUUAAA